This is a messenger RNA of Saprolegnia parasitica CBS 223.65, 2439 nucleotides long. RefSeq lists its product as hypothetical. The record is from RefSeq and is a predicted model, not a curated record. Gene Ontology annotation, biological process: mRNA processing. NCBI's taxonomy places the organism in Eukaryota, Oomycota, Saprolegniomycetes, Saprolegniales, Saprolegniaceae. Gene Ontology annotation, molecular function: RNA nuclease activity; protein binding. The coding region runs from base 1 to 2439 and encodes 812 amino acids. The transcript is spliced from 2 exons.
AUGGCCAAGCAGCGGCGCCGGAAGCGAGGCCGGGCCCCCGGGACGAGCCCGACGCCGACAGAAUGCCCCGUCGGUGACGGCGCUCCCUGCGCGGCUGGAAGCUCAUCGGUGGAGGGCUCGACGACGACCAACGCCGGCUUUCUGGAGCGCUGUGCGCAAGGCGACAUGCGUCUCUUGCCUCUCGGUGCUGCCUCUGCCUCGCUCGAGGCGCUGCGCGACCGCGAUGGCAACAAUGGCCUCCUUCUCGCGGCUUUCCACGGACACCUCUCGCUUCUCCAAGGUCUGCACGCCAGCGGCUUCAACUUGCACGUCAUCAACGACGGCGGCGACAACGCACUGCACCUUGCGGCGUUCCAAGGCCACCACGACGUCGUGGCCUGGCUGGAGCAGCACGGCGUCGAGAUCUCGGUCGACGACGCCGUCGUGGAAGGCGAUCUCGACGGGUGGGGCCGCGCCGCGACAUCCUCCAUGUACUUGGACCUUGUCCGCGCGGGUGACGUCGCGAGCCUCGACGCACUCGUCACCAACGUCGGCGCCCAUAGUUUUCCGUGGGCCGCCCGCGGCGACCAUCACAUGAGUGCUCUCGGCCUCGCCGCCGAAGCCAACCAGCCCGCGAUGCUUUCGUACUUGGCGACUACCGGCGGGCUGCGCCUCGACGACCAUGUCAACAACCGCCGCGACACGUGUCUGCAUAUCGCAGCCAUGCAUGGCCACCUCGAUCUCCUUCGCUGUGUAGCGCCACAGGUGGAUAUGGAAGCGAGGAACGCGCAGCGAUGGACGCCCAUGGACACGGCGUGUCUGUACGGCCAGGCGUCGAUCGUCGACUACUUCUUGGCUCAUACCGGCGUCGUCGUAUCGGUGGCACACCUCGCACUCGCACUCGAAGGCGGCGCCGCGUCGACACGCAUGCUGGACGAUCUUCUCCAGCGGGCACCUCAGCUCGUGCAGGCCCGGCAUGGCUCGGCGCAAGAGACGCUGCUGCACAUUGCAGUGUCAUUACGUCAGCGCGAAGCCUGCAACCUGUUGCUGCAAAAAGGCGCCGACGUCGGCGCUGUCGACGGCAGCGGCUGGACGCCGUGGCAUGUGGUCCUACACACGCAGUGGGCAGCGGGUGUCGCCCUCUUGCUGCCGCCGAGCCGGUCGACCGCAGCAACGUGGCUCCCGUUUGCCGUACAGCACGCGUCCACGGCGAUGCUACUGGAGAUGUACGACCGCCUCGCGUCGCCCCAAGCGCUCUACCAAGCGGCCGUCGACAGUCGGCGCAACGAUGUGGUCAUCGCGAUCGACGCUCGCCACGAAGCACAGGCCAAUGCGAUGCUGUCGCAGCUCGUCGCAUGUACGGUGACGCGCUCGACCGCGCCACUGCCGAGUGCGAUCCCGACGCCUGUCGCCAGCGAAUCGACCGACCAACCGACGUCCGAGACGACAGAAGACGACGACGACGACGACGAUAGGAACCUUUCGCCAGCACUCAAAGCAUCACCCCUGCAGGUGCAUGAGAUGCUGGCCAUUGGUCUGGCGCGAGGCCACCACGACGAGUGGGGCGAUGUGCUGGUUCAGAUGCUCUCGCCGCGCGAAGCAGCUGCGGUCCGGCGCUAUCACCAGCAACUACUGCGCCUUCGCAGCCGCCCGGCGUCGCUUCUACGGUACCUCGGGUCCGUCGACGGUGCGACGGACAAUGCCGACACGGCACUGCUCUUCGAGUCGCCUGCAAGUAUGACGCAAUCCGCGACGGACGGUCGCACGUUUGCCGGGGUUGUCGACGCUGUCGUCUUCUUGCACGAACACGGCCAAGCCCACGGCGCCAUCACAUCGCACUGCAUCUUUCUCGAGGCGGGUGCUUCCUCCAAGCUGUACGUUGCGCCGGUCGGUGCGCUUCCAGCACCAUCGCGCCCACCGCCCGAGCUCCAUGAGAACGCCGACAUGGACGCCUUCGCCGCUGAUGUCUUCAGCCUCGGCCAGGCACUCGCGUUGCUCGCGCCGACACCCCUGAGCGCUGAGUGUGUCGACCUCCUCGAUGCCAUGACGGCGCUCGAUCCAGAUGCUCGCCCCCGGAUCGACGAGGUCCGGCGCCACCCGUGGUUUUGGUCGAUCGACGACAAGCUCGCUUACCUCGAACGGGUCGCCAACCAAGUUUCGCUGACGGCGUUCCCGCCAUGUGUCUACCGGUGGCAGACGCGGUUGCCACCUGCGGUCGCCAGUACCCUCGCGAGCCACCGAGUGUACAGUGACACGCUGCCCGACCUCGUGCGCUGGGUGCGCAACAUGAAGCAACACAGCCGCGAGCACGCGCCGGGUGUGUGGACCGCGCUCGGUCAAGGCCGCGCCUACGACGCUGCGACCCACCGUGGCCAGAUGCGCUGCCUCGGUGAUUUCGUCACUCGGGCAUUUCCAGAUCUGAUCUGUCGACUCUGGCGCACGCUGGGCGAGGUCGCGUAA